This is a messenger RNA of Symbiodinium natans, 12513 nucleotides long. Lineage: Eukaryota; Dinophyceae; Suessiales; Symbiodiniaceae. The record is from the annotation of a GenBank genome assembly.
AUGACGCAGCCUACCUCUGGCGGCCAAGAUGAUCUGUCGGCGGCUGAGGCCGAAGAUGAUGAGGCCGCAGACUCCGAAAGGGAGUCCGACAGACAGAUGUACGGAGAAGACGAUAUGGAUCCCUCGUCACAUCCGGCAUAUGUAGUUGAAGACGAAGAUGAAGAUGAGCUGCUGGCAGAGCCCCCUCGUGGAGGUUCCGGACAGCGCGGUCGCAAUGGUCUGAGGACAGCGGCGGCAAGCAGUUCUUCUAGCGCACCUAAGUCUUCACCCUUGGAACCGGCGAAGGCAAGAGGAGCCCCUGCAGGCUCUGAUGACAAGAGCAAGUCGCAGCGGAAGCCCCGGGGGAACUUACCUCCGGCUCCUGCCUUCGACGGCGACAAGAAGAAGGAUCCAAAGUGCUUCAGGAAAUGGUCGGCCAAAGUGGACUCCUAUGUGGAGAUCGCCAAGAACAUCAUCGACGACAGCGAGAUCGGCUUGAGGCUUCACGCUGCGCUUGAUGGAGACGCGGCCGACUACCUGGAGGACAUCCCGGCUCGGACUUUCGGCGUGGAGAAAGGGUGGCAGGUCUUGUUGCGUGUCCUCAAGGAGAAGUUCGACGAAAAGAGGAUGCACAAGGACCGGGUGGCAGAAGGGAUGCUCAACUGUCUCUCGGAGAGGGCGACCAAUAUCCUGCUCAACAACCAUUUGCCGGUAGGGUGCAAGGUGGCAUCCUUGCAGAGUGAAAUUUCCUACGCAACUUGCAAGGAAAUUGGCAAGCACUAUGCCUUCCUGUACCCGCUGUGCAAGGAGUUCCCCGAUCGUGUGCCCAGCGGAUUCUUUCUUACAGAUGUCUGGCUGCGCCUGAACGACAAGCUGCGAGGUGGCUUGAUCAAGCCAGCGCAGGAAGACGACAUCCUCACGCACGCCGCCAAAGAGGCGAAGCGCAUGAAGAAAUUGAUGGGAUCAUUGAGAUAUCUUUACCGAAAUGGAAACGCUGCUGCAAAUGUCCAUGUGAAGGCCGCUGAGGACGCAGUAGCCGAGCCGGUGGUGCCCGUGGCCCCUGCAGAGCCGGUAGCCGCCCUUCCCGACUUUCCUGCCCGAAUGGAUCUGGCGGCCAACAAAGCCGAGCGGGCAAUGCGGUAUGAGCUUCGCUAUGGCCUGUCAACAGGUGACACCGAGUCCUCAGACUCCGAUGACGAGGAGUACGACGAGGAGGAGUCAGAAUCCGAAGAGUCUGCGGACAGCUCUGUCGCCGAAGGUGAGAUCGUGCCAUGCAGCAGCUUGGAUGACGAUGAAGGCAGUCUCGACCCCGACAUGGAGGACAGCCAGCGAACAUUGCUGCUAGGCGAGCACGUGUGCGAGAACGGUAGCAGCGAUGAUGGCAGCGUCGAAGACGCAGGAAAUCCUUUCAGCUUGCUUGACGUGCCGCGCUACUCAGAGACAGCCUCCGAGGGAGAGUCGACCCCGGAAGGACACAUGGGGGAAGAGGACGCGAGCUCCGGAGGCACUUCGGAUGAAGAGGCUUCCUCGGCGAGGUCGCCUGCGUCCGCGCGCCCAGCAGGCUCGAGGGACUUUGCGACCUUGAAGACCCCUUCUCCUGGCAUGCCAAAGUGGCUGCACGCUUUCCGGAAUGAGAUGCCCACCCCACCGCCUGUGGGGGCCGUAGUGAAGCCCGAGAAGAAGGAGAAGACUGCGAAGAAGGAAGCGGUGCCAAGCAAGGCGACCUUCCACCGCGGGAGCAAGAAGAGGACUGUCAAGCCGAGCGUGGCUGCUGAGGGCAGCAGCAGCAGCAACAAGAAGGCAAGAGUGGGACAUGAGGUUGAAGAUGCUCGGCAUGAGCAGCUCGCGCAGGGCCUGCGAAACAUCGAGGCGGAGCGCUUCUCAGAGCGCGAGGGUGACAUGGGCCCGGCCGAGCGCGAGGAGAACGUGGGCCUGGCAGACCGCGCAGAGGACAUCGGUCACCGCGAUGCUCUCGAGUGGUUCAAAGGGCAUUCGCUGCUUUGGGUUCCGCUGGAAGCACGGCCGGACCAGCAUGGCAAGUUCAAGGGCAAGCACUCCUAUACCCUUUCUGAUUCUGAGGGCGCGAAGGUAGAAAUCCUUCUUCGCCACAAGGCAUUCUUUGUCAAGAAAUGCAGGUUGGGUGACAUCGCCCUGCAAGACGUGUCAAUGAUGCACCGCGGCUCAGGGACGGCCUCUGCGGCCUGCUUGUGCUCCUGGGCUUUCUUUAUGCAUGGAGCUCACGUCCACAGCCUCGUGGAGACGCAGAUGGUUAGCCGUGUGGAGGAGGAGCUCUUAAGUGAGCUUACGUCCUGCAAGCUGUCGGAGCAGGCGGCCCUGGAGAAGAACGCAACUGCUAGCACUCGGCUGAGGCAAGAACUGGAGGCCUUGCUUUUUGUUGCAAAUGAGAGAGCCGCUAAAAGAAGUGCUACCAUCGAGUUGCUGGCCAGCGAGGAGAAGCACGCCAGCGAGGUCAAGGUGCACAGACUGGAAGGUUGGCUUGACGAAGCCGAUGACAAACUCCUCCAGGAGGAAGAGGAGUUUCGCCAGAGCAUGGCACUUGUUCAGGCCAGAGAUACGCAGCUCGAUGAGUACAAAGAAUCCAUGGCUGAGGCAGCUUUGCGGUAUUCUAUGGAGGAGGGAAGGCAAGCUGGUCUCCUGAAUCAGCACCACGACUUCAUUGGUGAGCUGGAGGAAACGAUCGUGAGCCUCGAAGGCCGACUCGAGGAAGCGCGGUAUGGGCGUGGUGAGGAAGAGAUGCAAGCGUCAGAGAGAUCAGUCCCCGUGAGCGCGGAAUCCACGUUGGACGCUGUGGAUGGCAGUGUGAAGAAAUCUGGCCAUUUCAUCCUGCAGUUCUUUCCAAAGGAGCAGAUGGAUUGCACUACUUCGAAGCGUACAUGGGAGCGAGAAGCCGGCAAGGUAAUCAAGGUUUGUCCUCUUUGGCUGAGUUUUGAGAACGGCAAGAAGCGCAAGCUCGAAGAUGCUGUGUUCACUGUGGAAGACAGCUUGCAGCACAGCUCCCAGUCUUCAAAAAGUGCCAAGGUUGAAGACCACAGCUCACAGUCUUUGGCGCCUUCAAAGAGCGCGAAGCCGGAUGACGACAGCUGCCAGUCUUUGCCUGUUACGCAGAUCGACGCGACAGAUGAAGGAUUGGGUUGGCAGGUCGAUGUGAAGCCUGCUUCUCCUCGCCCUCUCACGGCGAACCAGCAAAAGCACUUGAGGCAGGAUGCAAUUGCAUUUGUGAAGCAGCUGGAGGAUUUCCAGUAUCGGAGACUCACGGCUAAUAAGAACCUCAGCGCCGCUAGCCUUUGCGACGCGCUAGAGAAGGGCCUCAAACAAUGCUUCACUCUUGACCUGAAUGUCAUGCUCGAGAAGUUCAAGGGGACGACUUGGAAGACCGCUUCCUCUCUCAGCGUCAUUGCGCCCACUAUCUUCCGCGCUGCGCUUGCCCAGCUCAAAGAGCGCGUGUCUGCCUGCAACGCUAGCAAGAUGAAGGACGAUGAGUUUUUCGAUACGACCAGCAUGGUGAUGAGAAUCCAGUUAGCCAAGCUUCGCGAUAUGGCCUUCUCUCCUACAUCGGCUUGGUCCAAGAAGGCAAGAAGGGAGGAGAUUUUGAAAGUCGAAAAGCUUGUGGCUCUGGUAGCCAAGGAGACACCGAAGGAGACUGAGCAGACCCCGGCUGCAGGUUCCAAUCCGAUAGAGUCCUGCGACGAAGGUUGGCCUGACUUCACACGCGUGACAGCCGCGCUUGCUGAUACUCGGGCUCUGGUGCCAUGUGAAAGAUCGACGGAAGAAAGCCCAGAGCUUGAGCGAGCUCCAAGCUUCCUCAAGAGGGCACCAAGCUUUGUGCAGGCCGCUGAAGAAGCAGCCUUGCAGGCAGCUCUGAAGAGCGUUCCUUUGUCGUCUGCUGCGAAGUCAGCUGCCUUCCAGGCCUGGCUGUUUCGUGAGCGAUAUCUUGAGGCCAUCAAGUGCAGCAAGAAGCAGUCGCAGCAGAAGCAGCAGGAGGCCGUGAUGGCUGCUGCUCUUGCUGCCAAGCCAAAGGCCAAAGCCACAGCCAAGAGUGCCAAGAGCAAGAGUUGCUUGCGAAAGAAGCCGAAGAAGCAGCUCAAGAUGGACCCGAAAAACGUGGCCUCGCGAGCGUAUCAUCGAGUUCGCAAGCUGGCGCGGCGCAACGGCAAGAGUAAGGCCGCGCUCGCGCCCGUUUCUUUAGAGUCUGCAUUCUUGUACGCUACUUCCGCGUCUCAGGUUCACAACGAGCUCCUGAGAGCGAGCGUGCAGGUCUCAAAAGCAGAGAACACGAAAGAGAAAAUUCGCGGCAGCCCGCAGGAUAUGGUGUCAAGCGGCGGGGAAUGCCCUGGGUCACUGCGCGCGUUGGCCGCGCUUGGAAGCAAUGGCAAGUAUCCCGCGAACAUGCACCAAGUAAUAGCUCUGGUGCCCUUAGCUUUGCUGGGCAAGGACGCGGAAAGCCAGGCUCGCAUUGACGUGAUGCAUCGGCGACUAGCAGGUCAUUUCUACGCUGCUGUGAUCAUGGUGAAAGGCGAUCUGGACUUCCUGUGGAAAGGUCAGACCAUCAACAAGUUGAAACUGAGCAUGUUCGUGCCGGAUGCAAAACAUCCUUGGGCGCAUUUCCCGAAGCUGAAAACAAAGGGCGCGGAAACGAAGAAUUUACUUCCAGGACUACUACAAUGCUGGAUGACGUACAUGGAUGACACGAAUCAGGUUCACAUGCAGAUCAUGCUUCUUCUCGAACGCAGCAUAAAAUUGGAUGGCAUCGUCUCCGACUGUUUCGACUUUGCUCUCCCUGCUGACGACGCAACAGAGCUAGUGGAGACGGGCUGGGAACACUUUGCUCUGCAGUCAGCAUUGAUGAAACAUUUCGUGCAGUCGGAGGGCAAACUCCUGUUCAACGGCACAUUCAAAUCGCAUUGGCUCAUGCACUCCAUUCUCAUCUCAUCCUGGGUUUCUCCAAGAGUGGCUCAGUGCUACGCAGACGAAGACCUGAUGCAAGGCGUUCGUCAGUUAGUGAAGUAUGCCACGCGCGGACGUGAUCAAGCCUCGGCUAUUCGGAAAGCCAUGGUGAAGUACAGCUUGGCAUUGCACCUGCAGCACACAAAUCUUCUCCAGUUCUUUCCUGCUUGCUACAAGCUCGUCUCGUCCCUGGCACUUACAGCCAUGGACCUCGCUUCGGCCUUUGCUAAGGGAAUGCCGUCUACCCGAGGCGAGCUUGUAGCAGAAACGCAGCCAGACAACAAGGACACGCAGCUCCAGCUGCCGUCUACCCAAGGCCAGCUUCUAGCAGAAACGCAGCCAGACAACAAGGACACGCAGGUCCAGGAGCUGGACCUUGACGAGCCAGAAGAGCUCACUGCGAAAGAAGCUGAGGACCCUCCGUCUGAGACCAAAGAAGCCAAAGGGAACGGGAAGAGAAAGAAAGCAGAGCAGAACGACGAGAACGAAGACACGAAGGAAGCCAACAAGCAAGACAAGAAGGCCAAGAACCAGGACAAGAAGCCUGCCAAAGAGGAGAAGGACACGAAAGAGGAGGAGAAGCAGGGAAAGGCCAAGCAAAGGAAAACAAGCGGCGACAAUGGCUCAUCGGAGCCAACCAAGCCGAAGAGUGCUAAGGAAAAGGCUGCCAAAGAGGAGAAAGACACGAAAGAGGAGGAGAAGCAGGGAAAGGACCAGGGAAAGGGCAGGCGAAGGAACACAAGCGGCGACAAUGGCUCGGAGCCAACCAAGCCAAAGAGUGCUAAGGAAAAGGCUACGGCACUUGUGGCCUGGACCGAGGCAAAGGAAGACGACCAGGGCUCGGACCAGGAAGAGCACCGCGAUCCCUGCAAAGCUCGCUUCUUCAAGGCAGCCAAGAGCAAGGACAAGCUACCGGAGCCGCUAGUCGAACUCUUCGAAAAGUCAAACAGAAGAGACCAGACGGAGAUCGUGAACAAGGUGGUCAGACGCAACGAGCACGGCGGCUUUGUGCUCAACUUCGAGAGCGAGUUCUACAGGGAGAUCCACACGAGGUAUGAGGAGAGCAAAGCCAAAGAGAAAGCUAUCGGCAAGACCCUGACGGUAGCAAGAGCAAUGGCAGGCCAAGAAGCGCUGGACGCUGCUAUCCGUUCUGGUGAGUGCACCGUGAUCCGCGAGAAAGGCAAAGAGUUCUACGUCUUCGAGGAUUCCGAGCUGUCUGUUACCAACACCACUGGCAAGCUGAUCAAGAGACAGGUCACUGGUGAAGGCGAGAUUGGACAGGGCGGCAGCGCUUUCCGAGAGUUCCUGGAGAACUUUGAGAUGCACCUCACACCCAGCUCCGCAGACGCCUCGUCAAGCUCAAAGGGCCUGGCGCAGAACGGCUUCUCCGAAGAGGAGAAGGCGAAGCUGAACGAGGGCAUCGCUAUGCUUACUGAUGCUCGCAAGAACGCCGAGAGGCUCUUUCUCGACAUGAAGUCGAAGAACUCCAAGUCAAGCCAAGUGGUCAAAGACAUCAUGCGAAACAACCUUCAAACCGUACUUGAGAAAAUCAGCGAGCUGAACCAGGCCGCAGUGGCCAUGCAAGAGCUGACCGUCAUUGCGCCCACUAUCUUCCGCGCUGCGCUUGCCCAGCUCAAAGAGCGCGUGUCUGCCUGCAACGCUAGCAAGAUGAAGGACGAUGAGUUUUUCGAUACGACCAGCAUGGUGAUGAGAAUCCAGUUAGCCAAGCUUCGCGAUAUGGCCUUCUCUCCUACAUCGGCUUGGUCCAAGAAGGCAAGAAGGGAGGAGAUUUUGAAAGUCGAAAAGCUUGUGGCUCUGGUAGCCAAGGAGACACCGAAGGAGACUGAGCAGACCCCGGCUGCAGGUUCCAAUCCGAUAGAGUCCUGCGACGAAGGUUGGCCUGACUUCACACGCGUGACAGCCGCGCUUGCUGAUACUCGGGCUCUGGUGCCAUGUGAAAGAUCGACGGAAGAAAGCCCAGAGCUUGAGCGAGCUCCAAGCUUCCUCAAGAGGGCACCAAGCUUUGUGCAGGCCGCUGAAGAAGCAGCCUUGCAGGCAGCUCUGAAGAGCGUUCCUUUGUCGUCUGCUGCGAAGUCAGCUGCCUUCCAGGCCUGGCUGUUUCGUGAGCGAUAUCUUGAGGCCAUCAAGUGCAGCAAGAAGCAGUCGCAGCAGAAGCAGCAGGAGGCCGUGAUGGCUGCUGCUCUUGCUGCCAAGCCAAAGGCCAAAGCCACAGCCAAGAGUGCCAAGAGCAAGAGUUGCUUGCGAAAGAAGCCGAAGAAGCAGCUCAAGAUGGACCCGAAAAACGUGGCCUCGCGAGCGUAUCAUCGAGUUCGCAAGCUGGCGCGGCGCAACGGCAAGAGUAAGGCCGCGCUCGCGCCCGUUUCUUUAGAGUCUGCAUUCUUGUACGCUACUUCCGCGUCUCAGGUUCACAACGAGCUCCUGAGAGCGAGCGUGCAGGUCUCAAAAGCAGAGAACACGAAAGAGAAAAUUCGCGGCAGCCCGCAGGAUAUGGUGUCAAGCGGCGGGGAAUGCCCUGGGUCACUGCGCGCGUUGGCCGCGCUUGGAAGCAAUGGCAAGUAUCCCGCGAACAUGCACCAAGUAAUAGCUCUGGUGCCCUUAGCUUUGCUGGGCAAGGACGCGGAAAGCCAGGCUCGCAUUGACGUGAUGCAUCGGCGACUAGCAGGUCAUUUCUACGCUGCUGUGAUCAUGGUGAAAGGCGAUCUGGACUUCCUGUGGAAAGGUCAGACCAUCAACAAGUUGAAACUGAGCAUGUUCGUGCCGGAUGCAAAACAUCCUUGGGCGCAUUUCCCGAAGCUGAAAACAAAGGGCGCGGAAACGAAGAAUUUACUUCCAGGACUACUACAAUGCUGGAUGACGUACAUGGAUGACACGAAUCAGGUUCACAUGCAGAUCAUGCUUCUUCUCGAACGCAGCAUAAAAUUGGAUGGCAUCGUCUCCGACUGUUUCGACUUUGCUCUCCCUGCUGACGACGCAACAGAGCUAGUGGAGACGGGCUGGGAACACUUUGCUCUGCAGUCAGCAUUGAUGAAACAUUUCGUGCAGUCGGAGGGCAAACUCCUGUUCAACGGCACAUUCAAAUCGCAUUGGCUCAUGCACUCCAUUCUCAUCUCAUCCUGGGUUUCUCCAAGAGUGGCUCAGUGCUACGCAGACGAAGACCUGAUGCAAGGCGUUCGUCAGUUAGUGAAGUAUGCCACGCGCGGACGUGAUCAAGCCUCGGCUAUUCGGAAAGCCAUGGUGAAGUACAGCUUGGCAUUGCACCUGCAGCACACAAAUCUUCUCCAGUUCUUUCCUGCUUGCUACAAGCUCGUCUCGUCCCUGGCACUUACAGCCAUGGACCUCGCUUCGGCCUUUGCUAAGGGAAUGCCGUCUACCCGAGGCGAGCUUGUAGCAGAAACGCAGCCAGACAACAAGGACACGCAGCUCCAGCUGCCGUCUACCCAAGGCCAGCUUCUAGCAGAAACGCAGCCAGACAACAAGGACACGCAGGUCCAGGAGCUGGACCUUGACGAGCCAGAAGAGCUCACUGCGAAAGAAGCUGAGGACCCUCCGUCUGAGACCAAAGAAGCCAAAGGGAACGGGAAGAGAAAGAAAGCAGAGCAGAACGACGAGAACGAAGACACGAAGGAAGCCAACAAGCAAGACAAGAAGGCCAAGAACCAGGACAAGAAGCCUGCCAAAGAGGAGAAGGACACGAAAGAGGAGGAGAAGCAGGGAAAGGCCAAGCAAAGGAAAACAAGCGGCGACAAUGGCUCAUCGGAGCCAACCAAGCCGAAGAGUGCUAAGGAAAAGGCUGCCAAAGAGGAGAAAGACACGAAAGAGGAGGAGAAGCAGGGAAAGGACCAGGGAAAGGGCAGGCGAAGGAACACAAGCGGCGACAAUGGCUCGGAGCCAACCAAGCCAAAGAGUGCUAAGGAAAAGGCUACGGCACUUGUGGCCUGGACCGAGGCAAAGGAAGACGACCAGGGCUCGGACCAGGAAGAGCACCGCGAUCCCUGCAAAGCUCGCUUCUUCAAGGCAGCCAAGAGCAAGGACAAGCUACCGGAGCCGCUAGUCGAACUCUUCGAAAAGUCAAACAGAAGAGACCAGACGGAGAUCGUGAACAAGGUGGUCAGACGCAACGAGCACGGCGGCUUUGUGCUCAACUUCGAGAGCGAGUUCUACAGGGAGAUCCACACGAGGUAUGAGGAGAGCAAAGCCAAAGAGAAAGCUAUCGGCAAGACCCUGACGGUAGCAAGAGCAAUGGCAGGCCAAGAAGCGCUGGACGCUGCUAUCCGUUCUGGUGAGUGCACCGUGAUCCGCGAGAAAGGCAAAGAGUUCUACGUCUUCGAGGAUUCCGAGCUGUCUGUUACCAACACCACUGGCAAGCUGAUCAAGAGACAGGUCACUGGUGAAGGCGAGAUUGGACAGGGCGGCAGCGCUUUCCGAGAGUUCCUGGAGAACUUUGAGAUGCACCUCACACCCAGCUCCGCAGACGCCUCGUCAAGCUCAAAGGGCCUGGCGCAGAACGGCUUCUCCGAAGAGGAGAAGGCGAAGCUGAACGAGGGCAUCGCUAUGCUUACUGAUGCUCGCAAGAACGCCGAGAGGCUCUUUCUCGACAUGAAGUCGAAGAACUCCAAGUCAAGCCAAGUGGUCAAAGACAUCAUGCGAAACAACCUUCAAACCGUACUUGAGAAAAUCAGCGAGCUGAACCAGGCCGCAGUGGCCAUGCAAGAGCUGACCGAGUCUACAAAGCUGUAUGAGUCUGCUGCCGCUGCCUGGGAGCUCGCGAAAACGCGGAGCGGCUUUUCUAAGAAGAUGGUUUUGUAUCUGUUUGUCAUCCUCGCAGCGUGCGAGUUCCAAGAUAUCGCAGCAAGGCAGCUGGAGUUUCCGUUCAAUGGUGUUCGAGACAUCAUCACAGGGCAUCCUGUUCGCGUGAGAAAGUGUCAGGUCUGGGGGAAGCAGACCAUUGCUGUGGAUGAUGCUCUGAAGGUUUGUUUCUUGCUCACAAGACUCAUCCUCGAUCUUCCUGAUUUGGAUUGGUCAUCCCCGAUCGAUCAUCUGGAGUUCUUCUCCGGUAUGAUGAGUGUGACGAAAGCUGAGCUGCAGGAGGGCCGUCGAUGUGUGGCAUAUGACAUCACCUACGACAGUGUAUGGAUGGACAUGCUUGCUCCGAGGGGCUACAUUCACGCCGUCUACCAGGUGCAUGUAGUGUUCGAGCAACCACGUGGAUCCCUCCUGGAAGACCACCCGGCGAUACAGAAGCUGUUUGCGCAAUUGAAAUGGUACCGGCACCACGUCUUGAUGAAGACGUUCGGUGGCCACAAAUUCAUCAAAGACUUGGAGCGGUACCGACCAUUGCACACCCAUCUAUCCUCGGAGAAGAAAGAAAUGGUCGUGCGGUACAAAGACUGUUCUGGAAGGGAGUGCCUCAAGGGAGGCAAAGAUUUAAAGAGCUCGCAAGCUUAUCCGCGGCCGAAGCUAGGCGCCUUAACCGGCCUGGAGCUUCCAGGCAAGACCUUACGUGCACCUCUUCACUUGUUCGGAACUGCUCUAGCAAUGCUGCGCACUCACAACAAAGCUGAAACAAAAAGGGAGGCUGAUGUCUUCAUCAAGGCAGCCAAACACAGGCGUCGUGCAAACGGUGGCAUCGUGCGUGGCAUGGGCCGAUUGGUUUUGGGCCACCUCAAGGAGAACUUCCAAGGGGGAGUGGCGGGGGAGAGCAGCAAGCAAGAAGGAGCCCAGGAAUCCAGGCCGGCCAACGCGAUGAGAUUCCUAAAAGACGAAGCCGCGAGCGGGAGUUUUUGCUACAUUCUUUGUGGCGUGCUUUUAAACUGUGCCACCGCGCUCGGUGUGUGGCGGGUUGGUGACGCAAUGGCUCUUGCCAAAGACAAGAAGCUUGACCAAGAAAGAAAAGCCAAGAAGGGCAAGAAGGAGAAGGAGGAGCGGUCUGAGGGAGACCGCGGUCGCACGCCGGAGAGAGCCAACAAGCCGGAAUGCAGACUGGCCGCAAAGACUUCCCCACGCACAGUCAAGCGCAAGUCGGCCUUGCGACGGAGCAAGACCUCGACCCAGGCGAAGCCAGAGACCGAGGCCGAGAACCAGCCAAAGGACGGCAACCCAGGCCCCGCAAAGAAAGCAAAGCCAGGCUCUGCUGCCACUUCUUCGUCAGUAGCACCGCCAACCAAGCAAGAGAAGAAAGCAGAGAAGAAAGAGAAGGCGAAGAAGGAGAAGAAAGACAGGCGAAAGGAAGGGCACCGUGUCACCGUGACACCGAAGAACCUUCUGACUGACUUCAACGACCAGGACAGCCAGAUCAACAGGGAGUACCUUGACGAGUUGUUGGCGGAGCUUGAGGCCAGCCCAACAGUGGACGCGGAUUCGGAGGAAUCCAGCACAGAGACAGAAUCCGACGCGGACAGUUCCGACGAUGACAGCUCGGACGGGUCUUCGGAAAACUCUAGUGGCUCUUCUAGCGGAGACGAGUCAAAGGCUUCGGAGCCUCAGCAGGUUGAGGAACCGGAGGCAAAGGAGAGGGGUGGGCAAACACCAAAGAAGAGUGUGUCGGGGAGCGAGGCAGGCCAGAACGAGCAGGUUGCGCCUAACCCGCCGGAGCAGUCCUUGGCCUUGGUUGCAACGUCAGCAGAGGUUGCCACGGUUCAGAAGGCAAACAGCAGCAGUCACAAGAAGGACUGGGAUACGUUUACAAGGCAAUGUCAAAACCGGAAGACAUUUCCAACGGAGUUGUCCGAGUACUACGACAAGAGCAAAGUUGACUUGUUCAAUUUGGUAAAGGUGGUGGUGGAGCGCAUACGCGAGAAGAAGACAACGGCCCGACAAGGAGCUGCUGCCAUGAAGCACCGGGACAUUGUGCUGAUCUAUGGCAAGGACAAAACAGAUCAGCUUUGCGCCAGGUUGAAAGAAGCAGGCCGCUGGUACUAUGACGAAGAAUGGCCAAAAGACGAAGACGAAAUCUACAACUACGUUACGAGGCCCCGGAAGCUCAACGUGGAAAACAUCACCAGUGAGAAGGCAAGCAUGCAGGCUACCGCGCACAUUGAUGACGCAGAGGCCAUGAACCAGCUGACUGCUGUGCACGAGCAGAUCUUGGCAGACGAGGUGCAGAAGCCUCCCAGAAAGAAGGCAAAAAAGGAAGCCGCAGAACCGGAAGUCAUGGUUCCUGCGACUGACAAGGACAAGGCUGAGGACACCGCGAAGGAAGUCUUGAAAGCAAUUGGGGAAGCGCGAAAGCACGCCCUGUCUCUUCAGGGUGUGGAGUACAGCGACACCCUCGGCAAGGACUUGUCGCAGUUCGCCAAGGACACGGAGAAAGAGUACCUGAAGGUGCAAAAGAAGCUGAAGAAGAAGGUGACCAAAAAGAAGGACAAAAGGUACUUCCUCGACUACAUCACCAAAAGCCAAGCAAAGCUCGAGUGGUUCAAAAAGGCUGAGGCAACUGAUGGGUGCGACAUUCAAAAGCCCAGCGGCCGCGAAAUCCCUGAUCUCGAGCAGCAAGACGAAGAAGCCAAAGGCUCGGCUAGGGGAAAGAAGGACACAAAGGAGGACAGCUGA